AUGAGGAUUGCUCUCAAACGCUCCUCCGCGACUCAUCCAUCAGUUAGGCUAAGAUUGCUGUCCAGAGAUGACGAUAAUGAAGAUGAUGAUGAAGCUGAUCUCCUUGAUGAUAAUGGUGAAAAUAAUGAUGCCAAUAAUGAUAGCAACGCCAGUGAUUACAUUGAUGCUGAUGACGAUGUUAAUGAAGGUGGAGGCAAAACGAACAAAAAUGAUGAUGAUGUUGAUAAUGAUGAUCAUGAUGGUGUUGAUAAGGAUGAUAAUGAUGAUGUUGAUGAUGAAAAACUUGCAAAUGAGAACACCAACGAUGAGUUGGACGAAGAGGACAAUCAUGAUGAAGGUGAUAAUCAUUUCAAUGAAGCUGAUGAAAGAGAAGAAAGCCCCAAAAACUACAAUGAAGAUGGUGUUGGUGCCACGAACCAUAAUGACGAUGACGAUGAAAAUAUUCCUCAUAACAGCAGCAAGACGAAAAAUUUCAAAGUUCACAGAAACAACAACAACUCAAACUUUUCAAGUCACAUCGUCAGUAAAUCGACAGGAAGUAAAGAAAACAACAACUGCAAACAAAACAACAAUCCCAACAACAUGAAAAACAUUUGCAACAACAAUAAAAAUUUCAACAACAAUAACAACAACAAAAACAGUAACAACACGAACAACAACAACAAUUUGAACAACACAGACAGCAAGAAACAUGGUUUAUUAAUGGACAAUCGGUACAACAACUACAACUGCAACAACAACAACAUCAACAACUGCAACAACAACAACUGCAACAACAACAACAACAACUGCAACUGCAAAAACAACUGCACCAACAUCAUCAACAACAACUGCAACAGCAACAACUGCAACAACAUCAUCAACAAAAACAUCGACAACAACUGCAACAACAUCAUCAACAAAAACAUCGACAACAACUGCAACAACAUCAUCAACAACAACAAUUGCAACAACAACAACAAAAUUAUCGACAACAUCAUCUGCCUGAACAAAAACAGCUCCUGA
Messenger RNA from Helobdella robusta, 1005 nucleotides. RefSeq lists its product as hypothetical. Lineage: Eukaryota; Metazoa; Annelida; Clitellata; Rhynchobdellida; Glossiphoniidae. The record is from RefSeq and is a predicted model, not a curated record. The transcript has 3 exons. The coding region runs from base 1 to 1005 and encodes 334 amino acids.